Messenger RNA from Gongylonema pulchrum, 408 nucleotides. The record is from the annotation of a GenBank genome assembly. NCBI's taxonomy places the organism in Eukaryota, Metazoa, Nematoda, Chromadorea, Rhabditida, Gongylonematidae.
AUGCCAAGCGAUAGACUGACAGAGUUAUCAGAAAAAGCAAACUGCGCUUUCCUCAAUGGCAAUUUCAGGAAAGCUCUCGAGUUGUACAGCCAGGCCAUCCAGAUUUAUCCGGGAAACCAUGUGCUUCAUUCCAACCGUUCUGCAGUUUUUUUACAUUUGCAACGCUUUCACGAAUCACUUUAUGAUGCGGAACAGUCGAUACAGAUCAACCCCAAAUGGGCUAAGGGUUAUCUCCGAAAGGGUGACGCUUUACGUGCUGCCAAAAAAUUUGACAAAUCAAUCCUCUCAUACUGUCAAGGACUAGCGCUUGGAAGUGCGGAAAUUUUUGCUCCAUUGAAGGAUAGUCUGCGCUGCAGUAUCAUCAAAGGUGCCAUUUUCUUUACGGUUUUUAUGCAUUCUAAGAUUUAA